Aspergillus nomiae NRRL 13137 is the source of this 891-nucleotide messenger RNA. Its product is annotated as bZIP transcription factor. The transcript is spliced from 2 exons. Bases 1 to 891 code for a protein of 296 amino acids. Gene Ontology annotation, biological process: regulation of DNA-templated transcription. Lineage: Eukaryota; Fungi; Ascomycota; Eurotiomycetes; Eurotiales; Aspergillaceae. The record is from RefSeq and is a predicted model, not a curated record. Gene Ontology annotation, molecular function: DNA-binding transcription factor activity.
AUGAACAACCUUCCAGAAGUCAAAGGGGUUACAAGGCCCUCUAGUAUCCGACUAGAACAUAUGCCCCAGCAGGCCUGGGUGCGGGCCGCCGGAGACGAUUGGACGGGAAUAAUAGAUCGCAAGGAACGGCGGCGACUGCAAAAUCGACAUAGUCAGAGGGCAUACCGCUUAAGGAGGAAGGGAAUAGUCGUCGAACCACCGGAAGGCACAUCUGCUGCGUCCUCUACGGGAAGCUCAGAAAUUGUACUACGAAGCCCAUCCGAUGGAUCUCAUGUGGAAACUGCAGAGGACCUUCAAUGUGCCCAUGCCCCACCAUAUGCACUGCAGUUCCGACAAUGGUUCGAAGCGACAGCCCGGGACAGUUUUCUCCGGGGGUCGCCCAAAACAGAGCACUUGAUCAGUCUCAGCCGUCUGAACGUUCAUAGAGCCAUCAUUGAGAAUAUAUGCGCCAUAGGGAUGACCAAUGACUGGACCAAGAGUGACGACUCGAUCUCCAUAUUCAAUCUCGUUCAACCUGGGUUCCAAGAGGGUAAUAUCCCGCCGAGUUUGCGCCCAACACUGAUCCAACGAAGUGUACCGCAUCAUCCCUGGCUGGACUUCUUUCCCUUCCCGCACAUGCGAGAUAACCUUAUUACUGCCGGGGAUAUGCUAGAUGACGACGAUCUUUGUCAUGAUCUGAUGGCUUUCUGGGAUACUAGGAAUACGGGCGCCACACUACUCGUGUGGGGAGAACCCUCGGACCCGAACAACUGGGAGGUUACGGAGGGAUUUGCGAGAAAGUGGGGCUGGCUGCUCCGGGGGUGUUCAGAGCUGUUACUUUCUAGCAAUCUUUGGAGAAUGAGGCGAGGAGAACGGCCUCUUAUUUGGAGACAGGUCCUCCAGCUACAGUAG